This is a messenger RNA of Astrephomene gubernaculifera, 1274 nucleotides long. NCBI's taxonomy places the organism in Eukaryota, Viridiplantae, Chlorophyta, Chlorophyceae, Chlamydomonadales, Astrephomenaceae. The record is from the annotation of a GenBank genome assembly.
CGGGGGCCUGUCCGCCGCUGCCGGCUCCUGCGCCGCUCGGCGGGAGUGCAUGCGGCUGCACACUCGGCUGGCGGGGGCGCUGAUGUGCGUGCAGGAGCAGAUGCAGCAGGGACGACAUGGUGGGGGACUGGGAGCAGGCCGGUUGGAGGCAAUGGAUGUGGAGUACGACAUGGGGACCGAUGGUGGGGGUGGUACGGCAGCAGCGGCGGCGGCAGAGAAGAUGGGUUACAGCGGCCGUUGGCUGGCGUGGCGCUGUGUUCGUCGGGGGUACGACAGGUUGGAUGUGGUGGUGCCGUACAUCCUGACGCUGCCGCCGCCGCCGGGCUUGCUGGCGGGGGGAGAGGACGACAAGGAGGCGGCGGCAGCGGAGGAGGUGGGCGUGGGGAGGAGCGGCGCGGAGGGGCAGAAGCAGCAGCAACAGCAGGCCACUCGACGGCGGCACCAUGAGACCGGGGUGGAGGUGACGGAGGUGGUGCAGCAGUGCCACCGCUGGCUCCGGUCGCUGCAAGCGGCACUGGAGUGGACCAGCUGGGCGCUGGAGCAGGGGAUUGUGAGCUUGGCGGAUCUCCCAGAGCUGGUGGAAAAGGCCCGCACGCGGGUCCAAGCUGCGACAAUAGCAGCAGCAGCAGCAGCCGCUGACAGCCGUAUGGCGACAGCACAACCACCACUGCCGUGUUCCGCCCUGCCCGAAACCUUGCUGGAUUUCCUCUGCCUGCUGCCACCUGUCGAGGAGGCCAUUCCCGGCCGCCAAGACAACACCACCACUGCUGCUGCUGACGCUAGCGGCGGCGCUACGGCAGCACCAAGCUGGGGCUCUAACGCAGCUAAGGUCGGCAGCAUUGCUGGUGGUGGCGACGGCGGCCUUCCCCCGGCUUGUCGUGACGCCACCCGUGACCUAUGCCUGGCCCUCCUCCGCCUCAUGCAACAGCUAGCGGAGGCGGAACAUGCCCGGCGGGAGGAGAGCCAGAUGGCGGAGAGUGGCUUGUGCGACAGUGAGGCUCUCAUUCCCUGGAGCGACAAGGACGCUGUGAAUGUGUGCUUGGCGGCUGCUCUGGCCCCGCAUGUGCUGGGCGUCCUGCCAGCUGAUGUUGUCGCCGCCCAGGCCCUCGCAGCGGCCGCCUCCGCCCUCACCUCCGCCGUACUGCGCGCCAAGCUGCCGUACGGGGCCACCCUGGAGGCAGGGCUGCGGGAGCUGCUGCGGCGGACACUAGGAGGGGGAGGGAGCUGCGCGUCCUCCUCUUCAUCUUCCUGUUUAGCUUUCUUGGAAAUGACAC